CAUGGCGGCGGCGGCGGAGGAGCUGGUGGGGCGGCGGGGCCGGGGACCGGAGCCGGGACCGGGACCUGGGAGCCCGGUAGGGCGACUAGGGGGAGAGGGUUCGCCCGGAGGGGGAGGUCGUCGCGUUUUCAGCCCCGCCGGGGAGUUUCGCGAGUUCUCCCGGCGGCAGCUGCGAGACAUGGAGCGGCUCUUCCGACAGUACGACGCAGGAAAGGACGGCUUCAUCGACCUGAUGGAGCUGAAGCUGAUGAUGGAGAAGCUGGGAGCGCCGCAGACGCACUUGGGCCUGAAGAACAUGAUCAAGGAAGUGGACGAAGACCUGGACAGCAAGCUCAGCUUUCGGGAGUUCCUGCUGAUUUUCCGCAAGGCAGCGGCGGGCGAGCUGCAGGAGGACAGCGGGCUGCACGCCCUGGCCCGGCUCUCCGAGAUCGACGUCUCCACGGAGGGAGUGAAGGGUGCCAAGAGCUUCUUCGAGGCCAAGGUGCAGGCCAUCCACGACGCCAGCCGCUUUGAGGAGGAGAUCAAGGCAGAGCAGGAGGAGAAGAAGAAGCAGGCGGAGGAGCUGAAGCAGAGGAAGGCGGCCUUCAAGGAGCUGCAGUCCACCUUCAAGCAGUGACGGGGUGCCGGCGCGGGGCCGGGCAGGACUGGUCUGCGGUGCCCGGGCUGGAAACGCUGCGUGUGCCGACCGUGCCGGGAGCGAUGCCUAAGCCGUGCGCCGCCCACGACUCCCCGAAGGCCGGGCUGGCUGCUGGCCCGGGCUCGGCACGGCGCCCGCCUUGCUGGCAGAGCCCCGUCUCCCUCCCCUUUGCUGUGGUGUCUGUAGGUGUUGUCCGUGCCCCCCUGCGUCCCCAGCGUGCCCUCCCGCCGAACCGCUCCUGCCCCGAAGGGCAGCGCCGCGGGCAGCAGCACCCCGUCCCCAGCCCGCAGCCGUGCCGGGGGUUGCUGCCGCCGAAUCCCAGGGGAGCCAUGCCGGGGGGAGCGCCUGUCCCCGGGGUCGUCGUGCGUCGCGCACGCGCUGCGAGGGUCGCAGGACGGGGGCUUGCCCGGGUGGCUGUCGCGGCGGCCGCGCCGUGACGCCUGUGCCGAAAGCCAGGUGUGCUGCGGGGGAGCGUGGCGAGGGCCAGGGGCCGGCGGAGGGGCUGUGUGCGUGGUGCGGGGGGGUGGGUGCCCACCCCACUGGCGUGCAGCCCCCGAGGGGCUGAGCAGCUCCGCACCCGCUUGCCUGUGCUCUCUCUUAAAUGUGGCGAAAGACGGGUGGCAAGGCAGCUGCUGGCUCGCAAAGCUGUAUCGUGUUUUUUCGUGCUGUAUUCAGCCCGGGAGGGCGAGUGUUGUAGCCAUGAGCGGUUCCCUUCGGUCGACGGAGGCUCCCGUGUUUGUGGGUGGCUGCAAAGCGGCGCGUCUGUCCCGCGGUGUCCCCUGCGCGGUGGUACGGGGGUGGGGUGGGGGGCGUAUUGGGUUUUUAUUUUAAUCCCAAAUAAAUAUUAUAUUUCGUAA
Messenger RNA from Aquila chrysaetos chrysaetos, 1494 nucleotides. It is a transcript of the gene EFHD2, whose product is annotated as EF-hand domain family member D2. Bases 2 to 616 code for a protein of 204 amino acids. The transcript has 4 exons. Gene Ontology annotation, molecular function: calcium ion binding. The record is from RefSeq and is a predicted model, not a curated record. NCBI's taxonomy places the organism in Eukaryota, Metazoa, Chordata, Aves, Accipitriformes, Accipitridae.